GUUCUGUUCUCAACGACCACCACAUCACCACACAACACGCUGCUAUGGCCGCCCGCGCGCCAGCCUCGCCCGGCCCGGACGCCGCAGCCCUCCGACUCCAGACCAACCUCCGCGCCGUGCAGCGCGCCGACCCCGGCCUCGCCGAGAUCCUCGACACGGCAAACUACACCGUUAUUUACCACUAUGGCGACGACCGGUGGAUCAAGCAGAAGCAGGAGGGCUCGAUGUUUGUCGUUCGGAGAACCAAGUCCCCCGAGUACGCCCUCUUCCUCCUCAACCGCGCGGCCAUCAAAAACGUCACCAUCCCCCUCGUCCCCGGCGAGAUGAAGGCCAAGGUCAUCGACGCGAGCAUGCUCCAGCUGCAGCGCAGAGGCGAGAAAGCACCGUACGGUAUCUGGUUUGCGGACCCGUCCGACGUGCCGCGCUUCGCCGACACGAUUCUCAAGGUGUGCGGCCCGCCAUCAGCCAAGCCAGCAGCAGGAGCAGCUGAGGCACCCGCCCCAGCGCCUGCACCGGCCGUCCCAGCGCCCAUCACCGGCGCGAGCGAGGACGGCUUCUCGCGCCUCUUCUCGGGCCUCACAACGGUCUCGGGCAACCCCCACUCUCAGUCCGCGUCGCCAUUGCCCAGCGCACUCCCGCCAGCACCUGCACCUAGACCUGCACCGGUCCCGGUUCCACAGCCAGUACAGCAAGCGUACCCCCCAGCACCGUUUCCCCCUGGGCAGUUCCAGCUGCCUGGGCUACCGAUCCCAGGCCUCAACGCUCCUCUGCCCGGUCCCCCGCCACCAGGCUUCCCUCCAGGCGGCGCCGGAUUCCCUCCCGGUCCGCCUCAAGGCUUCCCCAACAACGCAGGCCCGUACCCCCCGUCACCGCAGCGCAUGCCACCGCCUUUCCAGCACCCGUACACCCCGCCCCCGCCAGUCCGGCACUCGGCCACCCCGCCUGCCGCCUCGUCCGAGCCCCCGCUCAAGGCACCCCCACCGGCGCCACUGCCGGCCCAGUCGUACGCGCCCGGCCAGACCGUCGACGACUUGUUGAGCAGCAUUCUCGGUGUCCCAGGUGGUGCCGGUGGGCCACCAGUGCCCGCGCCAGUCAGUGCCGGCCCUGGUGCUCAGCCUGCGCCGACUCCUUCAUCUCCUUCCAAGCCAGGGCCACAGGGGCCCGUCCCCACACAGGCUGCCAGACGCGCGUCGCGCGUUCCCGCGCAGCAGCAGUCCCAGUCACCCAGCAACAACAACAACAACAACCCAGACGUAGCCCUGCUGCGCGACGCGGUUGUCACGCCGUUCGCCAACGGCGCGCGGUCAACUGCCCCCCUCGGCCGUCAGGACCUUGCUGACGUCCUCGUCCGCCUCUUGCAGACGGACCCUCGCUUUGUUGACGACGUGUGGCGCACUUAUCUCGCUCGCAUCGGCGCCCCCCAGCCUCCACCGCACGUGUAGACCGGGGCGGUGGGCGACGGGGCUGCGUUCCGAGUUGCGGUGGUGCGUUCCGAGUUUUGCGACUUGCCGAGCUUUACCGCCCCGCCGCUUUGGCGCGCAGCCUUGCCGGCGCCCCUGUCGCGUGCGCACAGACUGUGGAGAUGAUCAUGACGAUGGUGAUGAUGAUGAUGAGUUGGAGCAGUAUCUCUGCGUGGUUGGUGCCGCCUCUCUUUUGCAUUGAGCAUGAUCUCGUCGUCGUCUUGUAAUGCUACACCUGGU
Molecule: messenger RNA, 1700 nt
Organism: Vanrija pseudolonga
Lineage: Eukaryota; Fungi; Basidiomycota; Tremellomycetes; Trichosporonales; Trichosporonaceae
Gene: Dcp1b
Product: mRNA-decapping enzyme 1B
Exons: 6
Coding region: 45-1442 (465 amino acids)
Biological process (GO): positive regulation of catalytic activity; deadenylation-dependent decapping of nuclear-transcribed mRNA; deadenylation-independent decapping of nuclear-transcribed mRNA
Cellular component (GO): P-body
Molecular function (GO): mRNA binding; enzyme activator activity
Source: RefSeq, a predicted model, not a curated record